CGGAUUUUAACGAAAACUCACGAAUGCCACGUUAGCAAGCAAACGUGCGAAUACGAGUGACCAUAUUCAGCAUUGUACCGGGACCUUUUGUGCAAAAAUGGAUGUGUUGCAUAUGUUGUCCUUUUUGAUUGUUUUGACAGUUGUUUCAGUUGAUUCUCUCAUGUUUCACUUGGGAGCAAAUCAAAAGAAAUGCCUGAAAGAGGAGAUUCAUAAAGAUGUUUUGGUAACCGGCGAAUAUCAACUCUCUGAUGUGCCAGGUCACAAAACACAGCUUCUGGUGACAGAUUCCAAGGGUCAUAUUCUUUAUCAGAAGGAUGAUGCAAAGAAAGGAAAGUUUGCUUUCACAACAGAGGAGUAUGAUAUGUUUGAAAUCUGCUUUAACAAUAGAAUGCCAGGUGGUGGCCAGAGUCCAGAUAGAGAGGUUUCUUUGGACAUGAAACAUGGAGUAGAAGCUAAAAGCUAUGAUGAGCUAGCUAAAGCAGAGAAGCUGAAACCAUUGGAAGUAGAGUUGAGACGAUUAGAAGAUUUAUCAAAAUCUAUUGUAGAUGAUUUUGAGUACAUGAAAGCCAGAGAAAAAAUGAUGAGAGACACAAAUGAAUCCACCCACUCCCGUGUGAUGUACUUCAGUAUCUUUUCAAUGUGCUGUCUACUUGGACUAGCUACAUGGCAAGUGCUCUAUCUGAGGAGAUUUUUCAAAGCCAAGAAACUCAUUGAAUGAACACAGAGCAAUAUAGGACUAUUAGGAACAUUUUUAUUUAUUUUACUUCUGGAGUCACUUUUUCUGUAAUUCAAGAGAAAAUUCUUAUUUUUGGGAUUGGUUUAAAUAGUCAUAAUUUAUUUUAGAUAUAAAAUUUUGGAAUUGGAAAAAGAAUGUUUAAUUAUUGAAUGAAAAUACAAUUUUUAAUGUUGUUUUUUCUCCAAAUUAGCUUUAAUUUUUUUUUCUAAAUUCAAGAUUCAGAGAAGGUUACAGAAAGCUUUGUUUUAUUUGGUUUGAGUGUAAUAUGUGAAAUAAAAUACUGUGUGUUUCAUUUUGAUCUAUGACGAGGCAACUAAUUGAAAGAAGUGUCAUUCAUUCACAAGUUUGAAAAUGUGUAAAGUCUUGGGUUUUUUGUGUGUGUUCUAUGAUGAACCAAAAGUGUUCCCAUUUAAAACAUGUACAUAUGGUGUAUUUAACAGUUUAAUUUUUGAAAGUUUCAUAUACUAGUAUCAGUUUUGUUGAAUGUCAAUCACAGAAGAUUAAUUUUUGUCAUUUUGUAUGAUAAAAUAAGCCAUCUUAAUUCUCAGUCACUGUAUGAAACAUGUUGAAAUAUUUGCUAGCCAGGAUGAUCAAUUUUUCCAAUUAUUAUAAAAAUUGCUAUAAUUGUCAGCCCUGAUAAAAGUUACUAGUCUUAAGUUAUAGGGGGAAUGAAAAUUCUUACACUGUUCACAAUCUAUAAAGUUAAUGAAAGAAAAUUUCCAGUCAUUUGAAUGCAAGUUUUCUUGAACAAUAUGUAUUACCAAGUUUAAUACGUUUCAGAAUAAAGAGUCCUGGACUGAUCUCUGUGUAAUUAUAUGUAUGGUAGCCACUGCUUCUUAUUUUGAUGUGUAAUCAUUACCGUUUGGUUGUUCAUUGUUUAUAUUAUUUAUUUCUCAUUGUAUGUAACAUUUAACUGGUGAUUUCUGCAGGUUAAAGUUUUUGCAAUUUUGUUCUUCAAAGUGACAUCUUUGGAUUGAGAAUUUUUAUUGACAGUAAAUUCAACGGAUUUUUUGCAAUUUUGUUUGGAGCUUAAUAUUCUUUGAUAAUAGUAAAAAUUACCAGUGAUAUUGUAAAAGGGGUUUUAAAAUAAGAGCUAUUUUUGUACUAUAGAUUUGUUUAGAGAGAUUGUUUACAUUCCUUUUAGUUCCCAAACCUAGUACCCAUAUACAUAUUUGAAUGUUUAAAAAACAAAGUUUAACCAGAGUGUUUGACUUUAUGAGAGGCAUGAAGAAUGCAAGUCCCUGAUUUGUUUUCUUGACUCAUAUUUUUCAGUUAAGUGAUCUUGUUUCAGUGAAUAUUUAUAUAUAGAAUCUGUCAUCUUUUAUUAUUGUCACUUGAAAUGGAAGUGUGUGAUGAUUGUCUUGUGUAAGUAGUUAAAUAACAUCAUGUGUGUAAGUCUGUGAAAAGUUUUAUCAUUGACUGAUAAAAGUUAGAUACAACUUU
Molecule: messenger RNA, 2179 nt
Organism: Saccostrea echinata
Lineage: Eukaryota; Metazoa; Mollusca; Bivalvia; Ostreida; Ostreidae
Product: transmembrane emp24 domain-containing protein 10-like
Exons: 5
Coding region: 98-718 (206 amino acids)
Biological process (GO): Golgi organization; endoplasmic reticulum to Golgi vesicle-mediated transport; intracellular protein transport
Cellular component (GO): endoplasmic reticulum-Golgi intermediate compartment; Golgi apparatus; endoplasmic reticulum
Source: RefSeq, a predicted model, not a curated record